GCUAGCGCUCCUCGCUCCUCCCUUCAUCGACCACCGACACCAAGGGCAUCAAUCAGCGCGAGCUCCUCACCUCCGGCCGGCUUCUGUCCUACUCCCCUGUCCACGAUGCCCCGAGGCGGGAGCGCGCGAGGGUGCUGCGGGGGAUUAUGUGGGCUCCCCUUCACCGUUGGCCUCGUCGUGCUCAUCUACUGGGCCAUCUUCCAGCCCCACCACAUCCGCGCCACCGUCGACUCCGCCACCCUCUCCAACCUCACUGUCUCCCACGCCUCCUCACCAGAGGCAGCGGUCUCCUACGACCUCACCGUCAGCCUCCGGCUCCACAACCCCAGCGUCCGCGUCGACAUCUACUACGACGCCAUCAGCGCCGAGCUCCGCUUCCGCGACGCCGUCCUUGGCGCGGCCGCCAACGACACCUCCCCGUCCGUGUUCUUCCAGCGCAGGAAGACCAGCGAGGUCGUGAAGAUGGAGUUCGACUACGGGGGGCCGGGAGGCGGCGUCACCGUCGCCCGCGACGUCGCCGGGGACCUGGCGAAGGAGACCGCCGUGAGCUUGGAGCUGGACGUGCACGUGCGCGUGAGGUACGUGUUCAAGAUGUUCAAGCUGCGGCAGAAGCCGAGGAUACGCUGCUCGAUCAGCAUUCCGGUCAAGACGGAGGGCCGGCACCGUGGCUUCGGCGGCACCGUUGCUGCCUCCGGCGACCGGUGCAGUGUCAAGUACUGACAGUGAUGAUCAAGAGUGUGCUUGGGAGCUUUUCUGUUUGGAGACUAACUACUUUGGUGUGUUCCAUCUAAUUCAUGUAAACGUUUGCUAUUAAUUGUUGGGUUAUUGGUACAAAAUAUUUCCUUUAAGGCAUGUUUGAUUGAGGCCUUGUUC
Zea mays is the source of this 873-nucleotide messenger RNA. RefSeq names its product Protein YLS9. Gene Ontology annotation, cellular component: plasma membrane; plasmodesma. The transcript has a single exon. The record is from RefSeq and is a predicted model, not a curated record. Lineage: Eukaryota; Viridiplantae; Streptophyta; Magnoliopsida; Poales; Poaceae. Gene Ontology annotation, biological process: defense response to other organism. Bases 106 to 720 code for a protein of 204 amino acids.